Neltuma alba is the source of this 1185-nucleotide messenger RNA. RefSeq lists its product as uncharacterized. Gene Ontology annotation, cellular component: nucleus. NCBI's taxonomy places the organism in Eukaryota, Viridiplantae, Streptophyta, Magnoliopsida, Fabales, Fabaceae. Gene Ontology annotation, molecular function: sequence-specific DNA binding; DNA-binding transcription factor activity. The record is from RefSeq and is a predicted model, not a curated record. Gene Ontology annotation, biological process: regulation of DNA-templated transcription. The coding region runs from base 575 to 1048 and encodes 157 amino acids. The transcript is spliced from 3 exons.
AUUAUUAGUGUAAGUUUAUUUAUUUCGUUCCUACUAAUUUCGUUCCAAUUCAACUUUUUAAUGCCUCGUUCAAUUUUCAUUCAUUUAUUUUAUUAUCAUUGUUAUUGUUAUCUGGUGGCUUUUAUUAUUCAAAUGAAAUUGAAUAAUAAAAAUAUAGAAGACGCUUAUUAUUUCCCUUAUAACCUGUGAGAAUUCGUUUUGUUCAAGUUGUUGUUACUGUUAUUUUGUUAAGUAUUUUGGAUCAAGAUGAUGUUUUAAAAUUAAAACUCUUGACUUGAUGUCCAAUAAUUUCAAAGCACGUUAAAAAUAUUCCAUACAUUUGUGGGUGAGAGAGAGGGAGAGGGAGGGAGGGAGGAAAGGAAAUUUUGAUUCGCAGAGAAAAAUGAAAGCUAAGGGUUGAGAAGUGGGGAUAGGGGUCAAAGAGGUAAUUGUGAAGGGGAAGAGCAUAAUUCGAUGUGGGGGAGAUGAAACAGUAGAGGUGAUCAGGAAACAAACAAGAGAAUCAAAUAUUUCAUUGAAGGCCUCAUCACUCAUAGUUUCUAUAUAUAAAAAAAGAAUAAAGGCCCCAAUUCUCAUGGAAUUAGAAGGAGGAGGAAGGAAGCUAGCAGCAAUAAUAACCAAAGGCGGAAGAAGAAGAAGAAGAAGAAUUGAAGCUAGCAGCAUAGCGUACAUGUCUUCAACACGAGAAAGAAAGAAAAAACAUGCUCAAAACAAAGCCUCAUCAAAUCACACACAGGAUCUGAAUCAUCAACAGGAGGAGGCGGAAUCCUCCUCUUCUUUCCCCGAUGACUUGCCCACGGUGAGGGUGGAAACCCUAGACAAGGGAUUCCGAGUUAACGUGUUCUCCGAAAAGAAUUGCCCCGCCAUGCUCGUCUCCGUUCUCGAGGCCUUCGAACAGCUCGGCCUUGAUGUGCUUGAUGCUAGGGCUUCUUGUGAAGACACUUUCCAGUUCGAAGCUGUGGUAGGAUCUCAAAGUGAAGAGAAGGAGAUAGACGCCCAAACGGUGAAGCAAACGGUGCUGCAAGCAAUCAACAGUGCCAUGGACUGAUGUACCUGAUAGGAGCAAGAGAUGAAGUACCUCCUUUUUUUUUUUUUUUUGUCUUCUUCUAUUUUUUUUUUCAAGUGUAAAAUUCACAUAUAUCCAAAUUCCAAAGUGAAAGGCCAAACCUAAAUUACCUCUUCGAA